AUGGGUCUGUCGAACAGAGCAAUCAUCAUUGACGGAAAGAACCACCUUCUUGGUCGUUUGGCCUCGAUUGUGGCCAAAAAACUCCUCCAGGGAGAGAAGGUCGUCAUCGUCAGAGCUGAAGAGAUUACCAUCUCCGGAAACUUCCACCGAUCCAAGCUGAAGUACAUGAGCUUCCUUCGCAAGCGUUGUAACAUCAAUCCAGCCCGUGGAGCCUUCCAUUACCGUGCUCCAGGAAAGAUCUUCUGGCGUACCGUCAGAGGAAUGCUUCCACACAAGACCAUCCGCGGAAACGAGGCUCUCAAGAACCUCCGCGCCUACGAGGGAGUCCCAGCCAAAUACCAAAAAACCAAGACCCUCAACGCCCCAUCUGCCAGCAGAUUCCGUCUCCAACCAAGAAGGAAGUUCUGCCUUGUCGGACGUUUGUCGCACGAGGUUGGAUGGCAAUACCAAGACGUCGUUGCUAAACUCGAGGCCAAGAGAAAGGUCAAGGGAGCCGCGUACUACGAGCAGAAGAAGAAGUUGGACAAACUUGCUGUCCAAGCUAAAGUCAACGCAGCUCCAAAGAUCGCCAAAUACCAGAAGAUCAUCGAGUCUCUUGGAUACAACUAA
Molecule: messenger RNA, 609 nt
Organism: Caenorhabditis remanei
Lineage: Eukaryota; Metazoa; Nematoda; Chromadorea; Rhabditida; Rhabditidae
Exons: 3
Coding region: 1-609 (202 amino acids)
Biological process (GO): translation; negative regulation of translation
Cellular component (GO): cytosolic large ribosomal subunit; ribosome
Molecular function (GO): mRNA binding; structural constituent of ribosome
Source: RefSeq, a predicted model, not a curated record